This is a messenger RNA of Phyllostomus discolor (pale spear-nosed bat), 2143 nucleotides long. It is a transcript of the gene KRT77, whose product is annotated as keratin 77. Gene Ontology annotation, biological process: keratinization; intermediate filament organization. Lineage: Eukaryota; Metazoa; Chordata; Mammalia; Chiroptera; Phyllostomidae. The record is from RefSeq and is a predicted model, not a curated record. Gene Ontology annotation, molecular function: structural constituent of skin epidermis. Gene Ontology annotation, cellular component: keratin filament.
UAAAUGAUCAAGUUGGGGAAGUCCGUCUGCACCGAGAUUUCUGCAACUAGUAAGUAUGAGGUUUUAAACAUACGGUGCUGGCAGGCAAAGUAAACAUAAAUACUCUCCUCCCAGGAUUUGGAAAGUGUCCCGCCCAGUUUUAAUGCUUGUGUGUAUAUAUAGAGGCUGAGCCAGCUCUCUCGCAAAGGAGCCUCCUUCUUCCUGCCCUGGCCUCUGCCUCCUUCCAGCUAGGCCCUCUCUCUUGUCUGCUUGCCCGGAUGCGCCAGCAACCAUGAGCCGCCAGUUUAGCUCUCAGUCAGCGUUUAGCUCAAGGAGCAAGCGGUUUUAUAGCCUCUGCUCUUCUGCAGGUGGUGGUGGGAGGUCGGCUGUGGGGUUUGCGGGUCAGGCUGGAGGGUGGUGUGGUGGUGGAGGGUAUGGGGGCCGUGAGGGGUUUGGCUCCCAGAGCCUGUACAAUUUGGGUGGCAGUAAAAGCAUCUCAGUGAACCUAGUGGAGAGAAGCACCAGUGGUUUCCGCCAGGGUGGGGGGGGAGCGGGAGGGGCACUUGGAGGAGCAGACACUUUAGGUGGUGGCUCUGGAGGUGGUGGUGGCUCUGAGGUGUGCUUUGGUGCUUUUGGGGGUGGUGGAUCUAGAAGUGGUGCCUUUGGAGGUGGGUGCCUUUGGGGGUGUGGCUUUGGAGGUGGUGGCUAUGGAGGAGGUGUGUUUUGGGGGUAGCAAUUUUGGGCUUGGGGCCUUUGGUUUUUCUUGUCCCCGGGGGGCAUCCAAGAGGUGACUAUUAAUGAGAGCCUCCUACAACCACUUGACCUGGAGGUGGAUCCUGAAAUUCAAAGGAUCAAGACCCGGGAGCGGGAGCAGAUCAUGGAUCUCAACAACAAGUUUGCCUCCUUCAUUGACAAGGUGCGAUUCCUGGAGCAGCAGAAUCAGGUGCUACAAACAAAAUGGGAGCUCCUGCAGCAGAUAAACACGUCAACUCGGACCAGAAACCUGGAGCCCAUCUUGGAGAACUACAUCAGCGACCUGCAGAAGCAGGUGGAUUUCCUCAAUUCAGAGCAGAUGCGCCAGAACACAGAGAUCAUGAGCAUGCAGGAUGUGGUGGAGGACUACAAGAACAAAUAUGAGCAAGAAAUCAACCAGAGGACCAACAAUGAGAAUGAGUUUGUCAUCCUGAAGAAGGAUGUGGAUGCUGCUUACCUACAGAAAGUGGACCUACAGUCCAAGGUGGACGUUCUGUCGGGGGAGGUGAAUUUCCUGAAAUAUUUAUUUGAGAUGGAGCUAUCCAAUAUGCAGACCCAUAUCAGUGACACCAAUGUCAUUGUGUCUAUGGACAACAACCGCUCCCUGGACCUGGACAGCAUCAUCAGAGCCGUGCAGGCCCAGUAUGAGGACAUCGCUCAGAGGAGCAAGGAGGAGGCAGAGGCGCUGUACCAGAGCAAGUACCAGGAACUCCAGAUGACAGCAGGAAGACAUGGAGAUGAUCUGAGGAACAGCAAGAUGGAGAUUGCAGAGCUCAACCGCACCAUCCAGAGGCUGCAAGCUGAGAUCAGCAACGUCAAGAAGCAGGUUGACCAGAUGCACAUGGUCAUUUCGGAUGCAGAAGAAAAAGGAGAUCGGGCCCUUCAGGAUGCAGGGCAGAAGCUGCAGGACAUGGAGGAGGCCCUGCAGCAGUCCAAGGAGCGCCUGGCCCGGCUGCUACGUGACUACCAGACACUGCUGAGCGCCAAGCUAGCCCUGGACGUGGAGAUUGCCACCUACCGCAGGCUGCUGGAGGGCGAGGAGAGCAGGAUGUCCGGAGAGCUACAGAGUCUCGUGAGCAUCUCUGUGCAGAGAAGUCAAGUGUCUGUUGGCGGUGGCACAGGAGGAGGCGGUGGUCGAGGCUCUGGAGGUUACCGCGGCAGCGGCGGCGGCGGCGGUGGCAGCCAGGGCUAUGGUGGUGGCAGCUCCUAUGAGGGUGGCGGGGGCUACGGAGGCGGUUCCGCAGGGGGUUCCGGAGGGAGCAGUGGAGGUGGUUAUGGGAGCGGCAGUGGCGGAAACUACGGAGAGAGCAGCAAAGGUAGAAGCAAGUCGGGGGGCAGAAACAGUCGUUCCUCCAAACUGCAGAUCAUCCAAACGUCUACCAAUACUUCCCAUACACAUAUCGUGGAGUAG